AUAUGCUCACCCUGCAGCGACAACUACAUACCAAACCACUCAGUCUCAAGUUCUCAUUGACUACCCAGCUCGCUUAUCACACAAAACCGAACAAAUCCCCUUUGAAUAUCUUCGUCCUCCAGACUUAUUUUCCAGAAUGUCUUCUUACGUUGUUGUAGGAGCAUCGCGUGGCCUGGGUUUUGAAUACCUUAGGCAACUUUCUGAAAACCCCGAAAAUAUUGUCGUCGGUCUCGUCCGAAAUGUGCAAGCCACCAGAGACAAGGUUGCUGCUGAGAUCGAUCGACCCAAUGUCCAUAUUUUCUAUAGCGACCUGAGCGACUACAAGACACUCCCUGGAGCUGUGGAAGAGACCUCCAAGGUCACUGGCGGCAAGCUGGAUGUCCUCAUUGCCAACGCGGCCGUUGGCGGUGACUACUUUGAUCUAACGCUGAGCGAACUUGGAAGCGACCCUGAGAAGCUUGAAAAAGACUUGACGGAUUGUUUCCGUCUCAACGUUGUCGCGCAAGCCCACGCGGUCAAUGCCUUCAUGCCUCUCGUCUUGCUGGGCAAGACCAAGAAGGUGAUCGUGAUGACGACUGGCAUGGCUGACGUGGACUUGGUGAGAAAAUACGAUCUCUGGAUGGGCGUGGGCUACUGUGCGUCGAAAGCAGCCCUUAACAUGAUCAUCGCCAAGUUCAGUGCCGAGUACCGCGAAAAGGGAGUCCUGUUUCUGGGCAUCUCCCCAGGCGUGGUCGAUACAAGUGCAAGCGACACCAACGGCGCAAAGGAUGCCGUGAAUCGCGCUUCGUCCGCGCUGGGCGCGAAGCUGCUCGAAUACGAACCAGAGUGGAAGGGCCCUAUUCAAACGGAGGAGUCAAUCAAGAAGAUCCUGUCCGUGACUGACAAGGCGACUGCUGAGGAUGGCAACGCUGGCGAUUUCGUAUCUCACUUGGGUAACAAGAGGUGGGUGUAA
Emericellopsis atlantica is the source of this 952-nucleotide messenger RNA. RefSeq lists its product as uncharacterized. The transcript is spliced from 5 exons. Bases 137 to 952 code for a protein of 271 amino acids. The record is from RefSeq and is a predicted model, not a curated record. NCBI's taxonomy places the organism in Eukaryota, Fungi, Ascomycota, Sordariomycetes, Hypocreales, Bionectriaceae. Gene Ontology annotation, molecular function: oxidoreductase activity, acting on the CH-OH group of donors, NAD or NADP as acceptor.